UCGAGGCCAAAUUGCAAAUGCGAUGGAAACGCGUUUGUUUCAAGAAUUGGAAAGAUGCAAGUAUCACCACUUACUUAUUCAUGGACCUCCCAAAAGUGGAAGGACGUCGCUGCUGUUUCAGUUGCUGCUGAAUGUGGCACGUCAGGGAAAGAGAGUGCUGAUGUAUUCGUUUACACAGUUCGAUCGUUUGCCGUUGCUGGACUGUGAUUCAGCUCAACCUGCAGUGCAUACUCUAAAAUACGUCACCAUCAUGUAUCCAAGUAGCGCUGAUGAGCUGCUUCGAUUGCUUGCUUGCAUGCACACUGAAGACAAGGAACUGCUGCCUUGUUUGAUAGCAAUAGAUGAUGUAGAGUCGUUUGUCCUGCAUAAACAGGGACACGAGCAGUUGGCUUUGUUGGCAAAGAUUCUAUCAUAUGCCGUGGAUGCAGCAGAAUUCGUGUCAACAGCAAAGGCAGGCAGUAGAGAUAGAGGUGUGGACUGUAAUCUACUUGUCACAGCAGCAACAAGACCGUCGGGACCUGCACCAUCUGUUUAUGGGCACUGGUUUCCUUUUACUGCUCACAUUCAAGAGAUGGCAGCAAGCGGCAGCAACAAGUUUCAAGUAGUGUGGUCAAAGUCAUUUACUGACACCAUUGGACAUGAGAGUACAACUAUCCAACUGGGAUCAUAUUCGUUGCAUCCAGAUGGUUUACUUUGGGAUCAGAGUCAUGAUCAAAGAGUUCCGUGAUGUCAUCCAAUUUUGGAUGUAAUCUGUAUGAGUUAGUCUAAAGUCAUCUUCUCUGUACUGUAUAUGCUGUGGCUUGCAAGUGUGUAGUUUCGAAUUCUGAAGUAUCAGCAUGUUGGGAAAUUAUUGUUUUAGUUUGCUAGGCAAGCUGUUUACGGUCUGAUUUGUAAUUGACGUUUACUCAAAGAGUUCAAGUUGUAAUUGGCAGCAAAUAUAAUGUACUGUCUUGAUUCUAGUAGUUAUCUUAGAUCUUGUAUACUGCUUGUUCAUAUUUUGUUUUUUCCAAUAUUUUUUCUUUACAAAGUAUGGGGUUGAUGGUGAGUGUGCUCUUUCUUGUAAAAUUUACAUUCUGAAAAUUAA
Molecule: messenger RNA, 1084 nt
Organism: Corticium candelabrum
Lineage: Eukaryota; Metazoa; Porifera; Homoscleromorpha; Homosclerophorida; Plakinidae
Exons: 7
Coding region: 23-727 (234 amino acids)
Biological process (GO): double-strand break repair via homologous recombination
Cellular component (GO): Shu complex
Molecular function (GO): single-stranded DNA binding
Source: RefSeq, a predicted model, not a curated record